Messenger RNA from Symbiodinium sp. CCMP2456, 867 nucleotides. The record is from the annotation of a GenBank genome assembly. NCBI's taxonomy places the organism in Eukaryota, Dinophyceae, Suessiales, Symbiodiniaceae.
AUGGCUGGGGCUGCGAUUACCCUCCUUGUCGUGGUUUGGCUUGCAAGGGCGGCUGGCAAAGGCAUCCGAGACAGGGCGGAGCUGGACGAGGCGAUUCAACUCUGGCAGGGCUCGCAGCAAAACGCAACCGCGAGGACGGCGAUCGUUCAGACCUGGGGGCAGAUAUCAGACUGGGAUGUGACGGCGGUGACGAACAUGAGCGGACUCUUCCGAGACCUUCGCUCUUUCAGCGAAGACCUGACCUCUUGGAACACCUCUUUGGUGCGUGACAUGAGCUUUAUGUUCGCCGGGGCGACCAGUUUCAGCCAGCCCCUUGGGCAGUGGGACACCCGGCGCGUGAUCAACAUGAGCCACAUGUUCGCGAAUGCCCGUGCUUUCAACUCUUCCCUGAACAACUGGAACACCUCCUCGGUUCGCGAUAUGAGCUGCCAAUUCUGUGGCGCCAGCUCUUUCAAUCGACCGUUGCAGAAAUGGAUCACAUCCUCAGUCAAGCGGAUGAAUGACAUGUUCGCCUUUGCAAGGCAGUUCAAUCAGAACAUUGACUCCUGGGAUACAUCGUCUGUCUUCGACAUGAGCGGAAUGUUCUCCUAUGCCAGUUCCUUCAACCAGUCCAUAAAUUCUUGGGACACCUCAGCGGUCAAGGAAAUGAGCAACAUGUUUUCACACGCAGCUGCCUUCGACCAACCACUUCACCGAUGGAACACCACGUCUGUGCGGGACAUGAGCUAUAUGUUCAAGAUGGCGAAGGCUUUUCAACGUCGCAUAGGCACAUGGGAUACCUCUGCGGUGGAGGACAUGCAUGGCAUGUUCCAAUAUGCGGCCUCUUUCAACCAACCUCUCAGCAAGUGGGACACCGCGUCAGUCAAG